UGUCAGCGACCGACCCACAAAAAAUAGGAAAAAAAUGUCACAGUUGGAGUAUGUGAAUUGCUUGCCUUAUAAUUUCUCAGCCCUCCAAUCCCAAUCUCAAUCUCAUCACUUCGUCUUCACUCCUCAGCCCCUUCUCUCAGUUUCCCAAUCCUUUCAUCCAAAUUCCGAUGGCCAAAGCUUUGUUUUUUCUGUAGGAGGAUCGAUGGAGUCUGUGGCGGAUCGAUACGAUUCGACGUUGAAUGUGUUGUCUUCGUUGAUAACGAAACGGAGUCGUGCUGAUAAGAGUAAUAAAGGGGAUCGUUUCGACUUGCUUUUUGAUUAUUUGAAAAUUUUGGAAUUAGAAGACGCGAUUCCGCAGUUGAAAAUCAUUCAUGUUGCUGGCACUAAAGGAAAGGGAUCAACAUGCACGUUUGCAGAAUCUAUAUUACGUAAUUGUGGGUUUCGGACCGGACUUUUCACGUCCCCACACCUUAUAGAUGUUCGUGAGAGGUUUCGGUUGGAUGGUGUGGAAAUAUGUGAGGAGAAAUUCUUGGAAUAUUUCUGGUGGUGCUAUGAUAGGCUGAAGGAAAACACCAGUGAUGAUGUACCAAUGCCUACAUACUUUCGCUUUCUGGCCUUGCUUGCCUUUAAGAUAUUUGCCGCAGAGAAGGUUGAUGUUGCUAUUCUGGAGGUUGGUUUGGGUGGAAGGUUUGAUGCAACUAAUGUGGUUCAAGCACCCAUUGUGUGUGGUGUAUCUUCCCUUGGGUAUGACCACAUGGAGAUUCUUGGAAAUACUCUGAGAAAAAUUGCUGGGGAGAAGGCUGGUAUAUUUAAGCAUGAGAUACCGGCCUUUACCGUACCUCAACCUGUUGAGGCAAUGCAGAUGCUUGAAGAGAAAGCUUCGAAGUUAAAUGUAGACCUUCAAGUGGCGCAUCCAAUUGAUGCAAGUUCACUGAAUGGUUUGAAGCUUGCACUUGAAGGUGAACAUCAAUAUUUAAAUGCUGGUCUUGCUGUUGCACUGUGUACUGCUUGGCUUCAGAGGACUGGUCAUCCUAUCAGCAAUUUCAAUCAAACAGGUCCAUUACCUGAACCCUUUAUCAAGGGCUUAACAACAGCUAGUUUGCAAGGGCGGGCUCAGAUUGUCCGUGAUCAAUUUCCUGACAUUGAAAAUCUGGUCUUUUAUUUGGAUGGAGCCCACAGUCCUGAAAGCAUGGAAGCUUGUGCGAGGUGGUUUUCCCUUUGCACUAAGGAUGAUAAUCACCAAUCAGACCAGAAUUCUGAGUCACAGCAGCAAUCGGACGAAAGAUCUAAGGAUACUGCCCAGAUUCUGCUGUUCAAUUGUAUGUCUGUGCGAGAUCCACAAUUGCUUCUGCCGCGCUUGAUGAGGACUUGUUCCAGCCAUGGUGUCCAUUUCAGGAAGGCGCUCUUUGUGCCGAACAUAUCGGUGUAUCACAAGGUUGGAUCCAAUACUUUACCUACAGUUGAUCCUCAAGUUGAUUUGUCAUGGCAAUUUGCUCUUCAAAGAGUGUGGGAAAACCUUCUGCAGAAUGAUAAAGGAGGGGAGGCCAGUAACACCGAUCAAGUUAUUGAAGAAGUGAAAGACGAUACAGGAAUGAGCGUUAGGUGUUGUAAAAACAGUUCCGUCUUUUCUUCUCUACCAUCUGCUAUAAAAUGGCUCAGGGAUACUGCCCAGAAGGACCGAUUUGUUCGGUUUCAGGUCCUCGUCACCGGUUCCCUGCAUCUCGUAGGUGACGUCUUGAGAUUAAUCAAGAAAUGAGGCUGAAUCUCCCUCUGACAUCGUUCAUGUAACAGAGACAACGUGGGUUCGUUUUCUUUACCGAUCGAGGCAACUUCCCCAUGGUCCUCAACCGCCUGCAUUAGGCUUCCGAAGUGUCGGUUUCUCGGGGGGUGGGUGGGUUGCUAGCUUAGGUAAACACUUUCAUUUAUGAAUUCCGAAAUCGGCAUAACUUCAACGAGCUAAUGAAUUAUUGUUUUUGAAACAUGUUGAGACAAAUCCAACUAAACAUCGCAAUUCAUUUUGAUUUGACAAAUCGAAUAAUUGUUUUGGUGAUGCUGCAAGCAAA
Messenger RNA from Hibiscus syriacus, 2063 nucleotides. RefSeq names its product folylpolyglutamate synthase-like. The transcript has 16 exons. Gene Ontology annotation, cellular component: cytoplasm; mitochondrion; cytosol. The record is from RefSeq and is a predicted model, not a curated record. Lineage: Eukaryota; Viridiplantae; Streptophyta; Magnoliopsida; Malvales; Malvaceae. Gene Ontology annotation, molecular function: ATP binding; tetrahydrofolylpolyglutamate synthase activity. Gene Ontology annotation, biological process: tetrahydrofolylpolyglutamate biosynthetic process. The coding region runs from base 35 to 1756 and encodes 573 amino acids.